CUGCUUCUGAGGGGUUUUCUAGAAGACAGGAUGUUACACUCAACUUUGACCAUCUGCCUCUUGCAUGUCACAGUUUCUUCCAACCUGGCCAUUGCAAUCAGAAAGGAAAAAAGACCUCCUCAGACACUUUCAAGAGGAUGGGGAGAUGACAUUACUUGGGUACAAACUUAUGAAGAAGGUCUAUUUCAUGCUAAAAAAAGUAACAAACCACUGAUGGUUAUCCACCACUUGGAGGACUGUCAAUAUUGCCAAGCACUAAAAAAAGUAUUUUCCCAAAAUGAAGAAAUUCAGGAAAUGGCUCAGAAUGAUUUCAUCAUGCUGAAUCUUAUGCAUGAGACCACUGAUAAGAACUUGUCACCGGAUGGGCAAUAUGUGCCUAGAAUCAUGUUUGUUGACCCUUCUCUCACAGUUAGAGCUGAUAUAACUGGAAGAUAUUCUAAUAGAUUGUACACAUAUGAACCCCAGGAUAUGCCUGUAUUGAUAGAAAACAUGAAGAAAGCCUUAAGACUUAUCCAAUCAGAGUUGUAA
Messenger RNA from Perognathus longimembris pacificus (Pacific pocket mouse), 528 nucleotides. It is a transcript of the gene Agr3, whose product is annotated as anterior gradient 3, protein disulphide isomerase family member. Gene Ontology annotation, molecular function: dystroglycan binding. NCBI's taxonomy places the organism in Eukaryota, Metazoa, Chordata, Mammalia, Rodentia, Heteromyidae. Bases 31 to 528 code for a protein of 165 amino acids. The record is from RefSeq and is a predicted model, not a curated record. The transcript is spliced from 7 exons. Gene Ontology annotation, cellular component: endoplasmic reticulum.